AUGGAAGUUACCGCUCAGAAGACGCUCCUCAAGGCGCGGCUUUUCGAAAACGAAAAAAUCAUUGCCGAGUUUGUCGAGAAGCCGGCCACGUGCAAGUCGUCGGGCACGAUCCGCCGCGUCCAGCUCACGACCCACCGUGUCUGCUACCUACAGACCACCCUCCGCUAUUGCUGCAUUACGUCGCCCCCGUCGAUGCGCCAAGUGUUCAUCAAGGACAUUUGCGACAUCGCGAUCGACAACUACCGCCGCGUCGACGAGAGCUGGUUCAUCCAGCUCCUUCGGUUCAUCGUGAAGCUGUUUCCGAUCAUUGGUAUCGGGCUCCUCAUUUACGACAAGAUGCUCAUCUACUCUACCGGCGGCAUAAGCGUCGUUGGCGCAGUGCUGCUGAUCGUGGGCAUUGCCGAGAUCAUCUACGAGCUCUGCCGCAAGCCAUCGCCGCAGAUCAUCAUUGGCACGCGCUGCCCGCAGCUCGAAGCGUUUGCAAUCACGCUGGCAAAUUCCACCGACCGCAUGCAAUUGGUGGACGAGCUCAGCCUUUUGCUCGCCAAGAACCAGUAG
This is a messenger RNA of Saprolegnia parasitica CBS 223.65, 558 nucleotides long. RefSeq lists its product as hypothetical. The transcript has a single exon. The record is from RefSeq and is a predicted model, not a curated record. The coding region runs from base 1 to 558 and encodes 185 amino acids. Lineage: Eukaryota; Oomycota; Saprolegniomycetes; Saprolegniales; Saprolegniaceae.